AAUCGGUUCCUGUCUCCUGGUGCCAGACCAGUCGGGCUUGUUCCCACCCCCUUCUUUCAGGAAUGCGAAGGGGACUUCCUGGUACCUCGCUAUCUGUGGAAGUCACUGCCGUCACCAGCUCAUGUCCACCUGGCUGACGAUCACCUACCACCACUUUUGCUGCGCAGAAAUAUCUCCACUUUGUUUUUUUGCACUUCAGAAGCUAUUAGGGCGGUUUCACCAGACAGCCUGAAGAGGACCAUGCUCUACACGGAGCUGCUGCAGUUGUGGGACCAGGCCGUGCAAGCCGUGGAUGGACGGGACUGGCAGGGCGCUCUUACCAAGCUGCAGGAGAUCACAGAGCCCACGUCCCGCACGCUCUUUGUGACUGCAGCCGCGCAUCUGGCCCUGGGCCAACUGGAACCUGCCAUCAGGUCAUGUGUCAUCGCUCCCCCAACCAGACCCUGGAUCAAGUCAUCGCCAAGGACGAGCGCCUGGCAGUCGGCUUCUUCCAGAGAGCCGGAGUCCAUAUGCUGGCCGGCCGGUUGGAGGAAGCUCUGGGUGACUGUAUCUGGGCUCAGAAGCAUAUGAGGGAGAAUUCUGUCAUUGACUACAGACAGCUUGGCCUUCGCUACAAGCUAUACAGCUGGCAGGUGCUGUACAAUGCAGCGGCAGUGUACAGUCGAAUGGGAUUGUGGGAAAAGGGGAGGAACAUCCUGGCCACAGCAUCCCAGGAAAAGGGAGGAGCACGUGGAGGGAUUGUGGAGAUGGCGCUGGACAGCCUCUCGAGAAAAGACAUUUUAUCCCCUCUUCUGGUGCCAGAGGGAGAGGUGUUUCGUCCCAGGAAGCAGGAUGUAGAACAGCUGCAGCUGAGAGACUUUUUAGGCAAAGCCAAGGUCAUUUCCUCUGUGAUCCCCAACGAUGACUUUGGUGGCUUUGAGCCUCUCAGGAUGCAGCAACCUGGAUUCUAUGAGCCGCAGGCAGACGGAGCCCAGUGUGACAGGGAAUCCCGCUACAUGCGCCUUCGCAGUGCUCACACAGCCCAGGGCCCCCAGCAGCUGACCGUAGGCGAAGGGGAGGUGGUCUUUGUCUUCAGCAAUGACCGUGCAGAUGGACUCGCCACCGUCAUUUACGACGGCCAGAAAGGCCUGCUCCCCUUCUCACUGCUGGAUCCUUUGGACGUCUACAAAAUCAAAGACCAAAAGAAAGGAAAGAUCCCCAACGGGAUUCCACUGCCACCAGGCCUCAAGCCCCCAGCUCGGCCACUGCCGCAGCCCAGCCCUGCGUCGGCACAGUCGGUGACUCUACCUGCUGCGUCGGAUCCUUCCUGCACCAGCUCCACCUUCUCUUUUGUGACCCCACCUGAAUACCCCAGUGCUGCUGGCAGCGGAGCUGAGCUGCAGCCCAGCCCAGCCCCGGAGGGAGAAGGUGGCUCAGUGAUAGUGAAGGUACACUACACGUGUACGGUGGCUCUGAGUGUCCCAGUGGAGACACCGUACGGUGAGCUACGGGAGCGGAUUGCACACAAGCUUGGGCGGCCGCCCGAAAGGCUCUGCCUCAGAUACAAGCAGCAGGGCUCCCCAGCUUUAAAAGCCCUGGAAGAGCAGGGUGGGCUUUGCCCCCUUCUGGAAGGGUCCGAGACCGGCAGAGUUACGCUGUGGUGCCAGAGUGAAGACCCGCUCUCCAACAGGAAUAUUCUGUAUCAGGUGGUGGCUCUGUAUGACUAUACUGCCCAAGGACCCGAGGAUCUGGAGUUCAGUGAGGGGGACACCAUAGAUAUUCUGAGUGAAGUCAAUGACGAGUGGCUGGAGGGCCACACGGCUGGAAACAUCGGCAUCUUCCCGAGAUGUUUCGUCUACCAGGACACCCUCAAAUCUGAUGACAGUGCUUGAAGAUGGGGGGUGGGGGGGGUGCUCUGUGAUGUCCAUGAAGCUGCACUGCACCUGGGUGAUAGUGUCGAUGGUCAGAGAUAGGUCUCAUUCACAUACAUUUAUAUAUAUUUGUACCAUUACUCAUUGUAAUCCUCUAGGUCAGGGUUGGCAGUCUUGCUGUAGAAUACCUUCAGAUUUUUUCCACGUACCAGCUUUCAGUUAGAAAACUGCACAGUUCAUCUUUACUAUGUAAAAAUUUAUACCAUUUCUGCAUUAAAGCUUAAAACGGUGUCCUUGUUUUAAAUGUUUAUUUUUUUUCAAUUCUGCUUUCUGUUUAUAAAUGCACAUCAAUACUUGCAGGCACUGCAGUGCAGGACAGGUAGGGGGCUCCAGAGUCCAGAUUAGAAGGCUUCUAGCUUUCAGUGCAAUUCCCUUUAAUGUUUAAUUGGGGCCAUGACAUGUUAGCUAAGAUUUCCGAAGCUCUGCAUUAGGUCCUCUCAGUUCUUACAAUAUUCAGCUGUCGCAUAGCAUCCUUGGUGUAAAAUGCAAUAUACAGGAGGAUAUGAGUCAGAAAUGUGAUCUAUUUGGGCUUUUUGGACACAACCAGGAAAAACACCUGAGAGAGCCAGGAAUAGGGUGUGGGUUUGUCUACAGCUGUGGAUCCAUGUGUGUUUACACAACAGAUGGCACAGUUAAGGACAUGCAUCUGAAGGUUGCUGGUUCGAGUCCCAGAAUGGCUCGUGUUGUUUUGCCCUUGGGCGAGAGGACUUGAACAAGCUGCAGUAAAAUGUCCAUCUGUUUAAAUGUGUGAGGAUUGUAAAUUGCUUUGAAUAAAACCGUGGGGGAAAGUACAGUA
Brienomyrus brachyistius is the source of this 2706-nucleotide messenger RNA. RefSeq names its product NADPH oxidase activator 1 (gene noxa1). NCBI's taxonomy places the organism in Eukaryota, Metazoa, Chordata, Actinopteri, Osteoglossiformes, Mormyridae. Gene Ontology annotation, molecular function: superoxide-generating NADPH oxidase activator activity; protein binding. The transcript has 16 exons. The record is from RefSeq and is a predicted model, not a curated record. Bases 417 to 1871 code for a protein of 484 amino acids. Gene Ontology annotation, biological process: superoxide anion generation.